Morone saxatilis (striped sea-bass) is the source of this 3024-nucleotide messenger RNA. RefSeq names its product probable E3 ubiquitin-protein ligase HERC4. Gene Ontology annotation, molecular function: ubiquitin protein ligase activity. NCBI's taxonomy places the organism in Eukaryota, Metazoa, Chordata, Actinopteri, Moronidae. Gene Ontology annotation, biological process: protein ubiquitination; ubiquitin-dependent protein catabolic process. The record is from RefSeq and is a predicted model, not a curated record.
AUGCCGCUGAUGACCUUAGAAUUAGAAACAUCUUUGCAGGAGAAAACUGUUCUUUUGUGACAUGCACGUCUAACGAGGAAGCUCAUGAGGAGUCCAACAGUGCUAGUGUCAGCAAUGAAACACAGCCCUGUCUUGAUGGCAUGAUUGACAAAUGGACCUCUGAAUGUGAUGCAAAGGCAUGGAAAAAGAUAAAACAGGAAAUUCACAGGACAUUUUCCUCUGCAUCUUGUGUGAAUAAAAGCUUCCUAGAGCAAAGAAAAGAUAAACACUUCCAGACUUCACCAAAGUACUCUGGCGUGAACUUGUCACUUGCACGAAUUGCUUUCAAGAAACUGGUGAAGAAGGACAAUGUUUUAGCAGAGGUUGAGGAUGCUCUGCUGCACUUGCUUCGUUCCCUUGAUAAGAAGCCAGUGGGAGUGGAGGGGUUGAGGAUCUACCUGCUUCUCAAUGAGCUUCUGCACGUGAUCCAGAAACACAACAAGAGACAUACGAGCACAAAGCUUGCUGAGGCAUUCGCUGCUACCGUACUGAGUUUGUCGGCUGACAGCCUCCAGGUCAUAGGGGACUGGUGGUCCUCACUGUCACCCACCACCAUGGUUAAACAUGUGAAGGUAUGGAAGCAGGCCCUCUCAGUGAUCCUGUCCUUUGAGCCUGUACCUCGCAACUCUGGAGUCAGAAACCUGCUGCAAGUCCUCCAGUAUAUGUACAAUACCAACAGCAGGAUUGCAGAACCUCGAAGGAUGCAAGAAAGUGAUUUUUGUUUGUUGAUUGACAAACACUUUCUCGAUGAGGAUCUGCGGCAUUGGCGUUCACGGUCACAACGCAAGAACAUGCAUGCUGAGCCACUUAUCCUCUGUAGCUUUCCCCUUGUGAUGGAUCUGCAGUCAAAGAAAAUGGUUUUUGACAUGAAUGCUGAUUACACCAAGUUGGAAACAGUUCAACGCAUCAUCUUUGAUAGUUUAUUUGGAUAUGAAUGCUAUUUUCCACUACCUGAAGAAGUAUUCUUUGAACUGGACCUGAAGCGGACAUCGGUUUUGGAGGACACCUUUGAACAACUGGCUACUGCUGAUCACAGUGACUACAAGCUGCCACUUGUGGUUUAUUUUGAUGAAAACCACACAAUCGAUAACAUCUACAGUAAAGAUUUUUUUUACGAAGCGUUUCACGAGAUGGUGUCACCUGAAUCUGGGAUGUUCAUGUUCAAUGACUCUGAAACGCUGGCAUGGUUCCCUUCCAGAGCGACACAGGACGACCAGCGAUACUUCCAGUUCGGGAUUCUGUGUGGAUUGGCUUUAUACAACCAGUGCAUCAUAUACUUGCCCUUUCCACUGGCUCUGUUCAAGAAGCUGCUCAGUGUAAAGCUUUCACUGGAGGAUAUGAUAGAAUUCAGCCCAUGUGUUGGAAAGAGUUUACAGUACAUUCUGGAAGACUGCAAUGAUGACGACUUACAAGACCAGGACAUGUAUUUUUCAAUCACCUGGGAUGGGACAAUGGUUGACCUUGAUCCUGAAAAUCCUGAAAAUCCAGUGACAAAUGAAAAUAAGAAGGAGUUUGUAGAUGCCUACGUGAAUCAUGUCUUCAACACAUCAGUGGAGGGUGUGUUUCAGGAGUUCAAGCGAGGCUUCUUCCAGGUGUGUGACCGAGAUUUGGUAAAGUUGUUCCGACCAAAGGAGCUGCAGGCAGUGCUGGUGGGAAAAGACUUCCAUGACUGGGCAAAGCUGAAACAGAACACAAGUUAUGAGGGGGAGUACCACAUUGACCAUCCUACCAUACAGAUGUUUUGGGAGGUUUUUGAUGAACUAAAUGAGGAUCAGAAGAAAGCGUUCCUUUGGUUUGUGACAGGUUUUGAAAGGGAGCCUAUUCUUGGCAUGGAAAAGAUCAAGAUGAAAGUCCGAGUGAAGGAAGUCCAGGACCUCUCCUAUGACCAGUACUACCCUGAGACACAUACAUGUUUCUCAGAACUGGAGCUGCCCUUAUACUCAACCAAGGAGAUCAUGCAAACCAAGCUGACAGAGGCCCUGAGCAACCAUAAAAAAAUGUACUAGUGGGGCUGUACCAUGACCAUCUACUGUAUCUCUACUGAACAGAGGACUUUGUAAAUGGCUGACCAAAGAGUAGCCUUUGUGGCUACUGUAACUGUGUAUUGACAAACAUGAUGGGUUUAAAAGUCUUUAUGAUGAAGAUGAUGUGUGUGGUGGGUGUAUAGCAAACAUUCAGUAUAUACUGUAUAUAAAUAAUUUGCAGAGAUGUUUUACGUAAGUUAUUUGAUUGAUCUCCUGCGUCACAGUGUUAGUGACUUUCUUAUUUUGGGGCCAAGUUUAACAAAAUAAAUGUAUACAGCAAAUCUUAAUCCUCUAUAGAGACUGUGCAUGUUUGUUGAGAUGAGUGAAAUGAGUGAAUUUUUAAAACAUUUUUAAUGUUGGAGCAGUCAAAAAUACAUUCUUCUAUGCAUCUCAGCUAUGGAAUAACGGCUCAAACUGAACAUAGAUAUACACCUUAAGACAGAGCAAAUGUUAAGUUGUGAAACUGUGUUCCAGGUUAAUAGUUUAAUUCAACUGCAGAAUCUCUUGCAUAUCUCCAGACAAUAAGACUUCGAGCAUCUGUUUUUUAUCCCAGUGACUGAGGGUGCAUACAUUGAUUGUAAAGAGAAAAACAACAGUUUUUCAUGGAAGAGCAAACACACUGCAAAGAAGAGUUCACUGCUGCGGAUAGCUGGGUUAAUAUAAGUCGAAGUGAAAUAACUCAUGAGAAAACACUUAACAUGAACGUGACUAAACUUAUGACUAAAUAAACUUGAUGAGACACAACACACUUCUUGAAGAGCCUCUUGUUUUCUUUCUCCUCCACUUCAUUUAUCAUUUUAAAUAAUAAAACAGCAAACAGUCCACUUUAUUUUACUCUUGGACUUGUAUUUUCUGUAUGUAUGAAUAAUAUUUGUUAUUGUUUUAUUAUUUGUUUUUCCUCCUUUGCUUUAAUGUUUCGUUUGUGUGUAUUUUAUGUUCAGCAAUGUGUAAUGAUAUAUAU